AUGUCGAUUCCAGCAACAUACAAAGCAGCCGUGUACGAUGAGCCUGGCACCAUCUCGACCAGGAUUGUAGAGCUGCCCACGCCGGAGCCCGAGGAGGGCCAGGUGCUCAUCAAGCUGACGCACUCUGGCGUCUGCCAUUCUGAUCUCGGCGUCAUGACGCGUUCGUGGGCUCUCCUGCCCUUCCCCACGCCCAAGGACCAGGUCGGCGGCCACGAGGGCAUCGGCGAGGUCGUCAAGCUGGGCCCCGGCGCCGAAAGCUCAGGACUGUCGCUCGGCAGCCGCGUCGGCGUCAAAUGGCUUGCCAACGUCUGCGGCGAAUGCGCUGCCUGCAAGGUCGGCAGGGACGGGUGCUGCCCGAAGCAGGCCAUCUCAGGCUACUUUGCGCCGGGCACAUUUCAGCAGUACAUCAUCGGCCCGGCCCGGUACGUGACACCCAUCCCCGAGGGCAUUAGCGCCGCCGACGCCGCGCCGAUGCUCUGCGCGGGCGUCACCGUGUACGCGGCGCUCAAGCGCAGCAGGGCGCAAAAGGGCGACUGGGUCGUCAUCUCGGGCGCGGGCGGCGGCCUCGGCCACCUCGCCGUGCAGGUCGCCAGCCGCGGCCUGGGCCUGCGCGUCGUGGGCAUCGACCACCCGAGCAAGGCGGAGCUGGUGCGCGAAUCCGGCGCGGAGCACUUCAUCGACAUGACGCAGUUCCCGCGCGGCGACGACGGCAGCAAGGCCAUUGCCGCGCGCGUGCGUGAGCUCUGCGACGGCGUCGGUGCCCAUGCCGUCGUCGUCUGCACCGCGUCCAACGUCGCCUACGGCCAGGCGCUCGACUUUCUGCGCUUCGACGGCACGCUGGUAUGCGUGGGCGUGCCGGAGCACGCGCCGGAGCCGAUCGGCGGGUCGUUCCCGGCCAAGAUUAUCAACUCGAGCCUCAACAUUGUCGGCUCCGUGGUGGGCAACAACGAGGACGCGGCGGCGGUGCUGGCACUCGCGGCCAGGGGCGUCAUCAAGUGCCACUCGCGCGUCGUCAAGCUGGACGAGCUGACGAGCACAUUUGAGCAGAUGCACGAGGGCAAGCUGCAGGGCCGCGUCGUUCUUGAUCUGUGGGCAUAG
This is a messenger RNA of Akanthomyces muscarius, 1098 nucleotides long. RefSeq lists its product as uncharacterized. Lineage: Eukaryota; Fungi; Ascomycota; Sordariomycetes; Hypocreales; Cordycipitaceae. Gene Ontology annotation, molecular function: oxidoreductase activity; zinc ion binding. The record is from RefSeq and is a predicted model, not a curated record. The transcript has 3 exons. Bases 1 to 1098 code for a protein of 365 amino acids.